Messenger RNA from Hippocampus comes (tiger tail seahorse), 1496 nucleotides. Its product is annotated as chloride intracellular channel protein 5. NCBI's taxonomy places the organism in Eukaryota, Metazoa, Chordata, Actinopteri, Syngnathiformes, Syngnathidae. The transcript has 6 exons. Bases 49 to 837 code for a protein of 262 amino acids. The record is from RefSeq and is a predicted model, not a curated record.
CAGCCGUUCGUUCCUAUUCGGGACUGGCAGCCAGAGAAGCGACAGGAGAUGAUUUCACCAAAAAUGGAGGACAGUCUUUUGCCACCUGCGUGGGACAAUACAACGGCAACACCACAUGACCAGGACAAUGAGAUCUCACUUUACGUCAAGGCGGGCAGCGAUGGGGAGAGCAUCGGUAACUGCCCAUUCUCUCAGCGACUUUUUAUGAUCCUCUGGCUCAAAGGCGUCAUCUUCAAUGUCACCACCGUUGACCUCAAGAGAAAGCCUGCUGAUUUACAAGACCUGGCUCCAGGCACCAACCCUCCAUUUAUGACCUUCAACGGAGAGGUCAAGAUUGAUGUCAACAAAAUCGAGGAGUUCCUCGAGGAGAAACUGGCCCCACCGCGCUACCCAAGACUGUCACCGAAACAUCCGGAGGCCAACACAGCCGGCAUUGAUGUCUUUGCCAAGUUCUCUGCUUAUAUCAAGAACCCAAGGAAAGAAACCAAUGACGCCUUAGAGAAAGCACUGCUGAAGUCUCUUCGGCAUCUUGACGACUUCCUGCGGACUCCCCUAGCAGCUGAGAUUGACUGCGAUGCCCCGGGAGACGUCCCAGAGUCCACCAGGAGUUUCCUGGACGGACCAGAGCUCACCCUGGCCGACUGCAACCUGCUUCCUAAAUUACACAUCCUGAAGGUGGUAGCCAAGAAAUAUCGUGGAUUUGACAUCCCCGCAGAGAUGUCGGGCAUUUGGCGCUACUUGAACUGUGCCUAUCAGAGAGAGGAAUUCAACAACACCUGCCCAGCCGAGAGGGAAAUCGAGUUUGCCUAUGCCGAUGUUGUUAAAAAAGUUAAAUAAAAGGUCCAGUCAUCCAGUAAUCGAGAUCAGAGGUGGGUAAAGUAUGGCCAGAGGGUAUUGGGGGGACCAAAAAAAAAAAAAAAAAAACAAGCAUGGUUGUGUAUUUCACAGUGUAAGCCAACAAUCAAGUUUUCAUGUUUGAAAGUUAGACCAAAUAGCACACAAAAAAAAGACAUUUAAAAUGCCUGCGUCGUCUAAUUGUUAUCUCUUAUUUGCAUUGUUUUUGUUACACAACUAUUUUAGUACUAGGUUUUAUCAUUCACAAGUGUUAGGAUUACAUACGGAUGCGCAUUUUGCACUGUCAAUUUAUCACGAAACGUCUUUCUUUGAUUUAUGAUCGGACUCACUGUUUAUCCGAGUGUGCCCGCUCAACAAAAUAUGGAAAGUGUCAAAUCCUGAAUAAAGUCUCCUUACUACGCUCAUGUUGUGAUCUUGAAUUUCCUUUGUUUGGGUUUAUCAACUCAAAUCCUGUCACGGUUGCCUCAGAUGAAAGUGAGAACCACCGGGUGGGGAGUCAGUGACUUGUGGAUUUUCGCUAUUUGUGUUCCUGUACAUGAAAGCCAUUAAACGCAUUGAAAGCAGAUUUUUAUUGUCAUCGGCUAAAAACAUUGUUGUGAAAAGCAGUUGUCAGUUGAGUCUGUGUUGUAGGCCCAAAUCUU